AUGGCAUCAUCAAAUACGCAAAACGUAAUUCGUGAUGAUGAUAUUGACAAUGAUGUCCUUAUAGAAGAAGUGGAAAAGAGACCAGCUCUUUAUGACAAAAAGUUGAAAGAGUAUUCAGAUAUUAAUUUCAAAAUUAAGGCAUGGGAAGAAAUAAGUAGAAUAAUAUUUUCUAUCCUUGGAGUAACUUGUCGCAACAAGAAAAAACAGAAGCUGGUAAACUUGUACAGAAAAGGUGGAAAAAUUUAA
This is a messenger RNA of Parnassius apollo (apollo), 246 nucleotides long. Lineage: Eukaryota; Metazoa; Arthropoda; Insecta; Lepidoptera; Papilionidae. The record is from the annotation of a GenBank genome assembly.